CGCGGCUCCGACCGGUCCCCGCGGCCCCGACCCGUUCGGACCCGCGGCGGGACCGGCCACUGCGCAACGGACGCCAGCCCGGGGCCUGCGAGCGCCGCGCGCCCCGGGCCUCCCCGCGGCCCCCGCGGCCGCCGCGGGCACCAUGGGCGCUGCCCACUCGGCGUCCGAGGAGGUGCGGGAGCUCGUGGGCAAGACGGGCUUCUCCUCCGACCAGAUUGAGCAGCUCCACCGGCGGUUCAAGCAGCUGAGUGGAGACCAGCCGACCAUCCGCAAGGAAAACUUCAACAGCAUCCCCGACCUGGAGCUCAACCCCAUCCGCACCAAGAUCGUCCGCGCCUUCUUCGACAACAGGAACCUGCGCAGGGGGCCCACCGGCCUGGCCGACGAGAUCAACUUCGAGGACUUUCUGACCAUCAUGUCCUACUUCCGGCCCAUCGACACCAGCAUGGACGAGGAGCAGGUGGAGCUGUGCCGGAAGGAGAAGCUGAGAUUUCUGUUCCACAUGUACGACUCGGACAGCGACGGGCGCAUCACCCUGGAAGAGUACCGGAAUGUGGUGGAGGAGCUGCUGUCCGGGAACCCGCACAUCGAGAAGGAGUCGGCGCGCUCCAUAGCGGACGGUGCCAUGAUGGAGGCCGCCAGCGUCUGCGUGGGCCAGAUGGAGCCUGACCAGGUCUACGAGGGGAUCACCUUCGACGACUUUCUGAAGAUCUGGCAGGGCAUUGACAUCGAGACCAAGAUGCACGUGCGUUUCCUGAACAUGGAGACCAUCACCCUGUGCCACUGACCGCCGGGCAGCCCCGGGCUCCUACUGUAAAUAGCCCCGCCCGCUGCUGUGGGGGCGGCACGGGGCCUCGCGGUUUUUAUCUCC
Molecule: messenger RNA, 871 nt
Organism: Sorex fumeus (smoky shrew)
Lineage: Eukaryota; Metazoa; Chordata; Mammalia; Eulipotyphla; Soricidae
Gene: TESC
Product: tescalcin
Exons: 8
Coding region: 143-787 (214 amino acids)
Molecular function (GO): calcium ion binding
Source: RefSeq, a predicted model, not a curated record